UGCGUGACAAGUCGCACGAAUAAUACGUGCCACAUUUUAUUUUUAGAAAAUGUAAUUCAAUAAUCAGAGUUGACUGUUUCGUCAAAAAUAAAUAUUAUAUAAUUAUAUUAUUGCAGUUUAUCUACAGUUCAAUAUGUGAUACUUAAAAGUUAUUCAUUCGUUUACCAAUAGAUAUCAGAUUGUCGUGCAGAUAAAAAAUUGUUCGACUUUGGCGCAAGGUUCAAAGUGUGUUGACAUUUCAAUACCAUUACAAUUUUCAUAUUAUUACGUCAUUUUUAAUCAAUCCUGAAAACCUGGUGUAGGUGUUUACAAACAAGGAACAAUUGACAACUUGAAAUGACGACCUAGCACCGUUUCAUUUUUGAAUGUUCACCUUUAAAAAAAAUUAAGGACAAAUAAAUUCUAAAUUUUAUGUUGAAAUUGCAGUUAACAAAUCGAAGAUCAAAAUGGCUAACAGAGGAGGAUUCAAUUGCACCUGCUGGAGAAUGCAGAGACGAUUCUUUGUUGGGGGCAACUGGAAGAUGAACGGGAGCCUGCAUAAUAUAGAUGAAAUAAUUGGAUUUCUGACUUGUGGGCCUUUAAAUCCUGAUGUUGAAGUCGUCGUUGCAGCCCCGGCAUUGUAUAUCGAUUAUGCAAGAGAAAUAAGCCCGGCAAUGUUGAAAGAUGUUGGAUGCCGAUGGGUUAUUUUGGGGCAUUCUGAAAGGAGGACAAUCUUUGAGGAAUCUGAUGAGCUCAUAGCAGAAAAAUGUGCACAUGCUGUGGAGAACGGAGUUUCUAUAAUCGCCUGCAUCGGAGAGCAGCUUGAAGAACGUGAAAACGAUUUGACAGAAACUGUAGUGUUUCGUCAAACAAAAGCAAUUGUAGAGAAAAUUUCAUGUCUUGAAUAUUGGGACAAAAUUGUCUUGGCAUAUGAACCAGUUUGGGCUAUUGGAACUGGUAAAACUGCCACUCCUGAGCAGGCACAAGAUGUUCAUAAGAAAUUAAGAAAAUGGUUGAAUGACAAUGUGUGUCCUGAUGUUGCAAAAAGUGUUAGAAUAAUCUAUGGAGGUUCUGUGAAUGAAAAAAAUUGUCGGGAACUUGCAAAGAAAGAAGAUAUAGAUGGGUUCCUAGUUGGUGGUGCUUCCUUAAAACCUGAAUUCUUGAAAAUUGUGAAUGCUACUGCUGGGAUGUAGGCUAAUCUUCCUAUCAUAGUUAGAAGAUUGAACACUAAAUGUGCAGAUUGGAGAAGGAUAUAAAUGUUUUAAUUACCCAACAUGUAUAUUAAAUUUUUAUGAAAAACUGUUUAGUCAUUUGCUUGGUUUAUAUGCAUAUUUCCAAAUGUCAGAAAUUGAUUUUUAUUUUUAUUAUUGUAAAUUUGCAUUGUAAAAUUAUAGUGCGAAGGUUAAUGUAGUGGAGUCUAUAAUAUGAUCCUUGAACUGUAAAAUAUAUGUACAUAUGCACAUGUUAUUGUGUGACAUUUUGUAUAUUUAGAAAGAACUGAAUACACUUAUCUGUACAUUUUAUUGAAAUUUGUACUCUGUUUUUGCCUACGAAUAACAUCUGGGAGAAUAUUACAGCUUGUUCUAUUAUUAUGAGUUGAACUAUUUUUUUCUUCAGUAAUCUUUUCUCAUAAUUAAUUAUAAAUGAGACAUUGGCUAUCAAAACCCAACACAUUCCAUUAAUAACCAAAUUUAAUAUUUUUUUCAAGUUCAGUUUGUCUGUCAAAACCUGAAGGGACGUGGUUCAAAUCCUGACUAUUUUCAACCAAAAUGUGGCGAGAACCUAUCCUAUUCUAAUUGUUCUGUGGACAUGAUAACACAUUUCCUAAACAUUUUGAAAUUAAGGCUAAGAGGAGAAUCAGGGAAGCAAAGGAAAAUAUCAGGAGUUUGGAAAUAUCAGGAAACAUGUAAGUAGCAAUGAAAGGAAUACUGGAAAUAAAGGACAGGUUAAAAGUUCAUGAUUAUUUUCCGUAGAAAUCUUUUGACCCAUACAUUCAUUAGAAAUGACCAUCAAGCAGGACUCUGUCUCAAGAUCUCGUGAGCUUCAUAUUAGCUAUUAAUUCACAAUGUUACACUUGUUCCUUAAACCAGUUCUUACAGGAUAGGACAGGUCUGUUCAAAUACAGCUUUUUGACUGAUCUAGGGCAUUAUUUUUUUAACAGAAAAGGCUUUUUCACAUUUUGCGAUGCAUCUUUUAAGAUAAAGGUUACUUUACAUGCCAUAAAUGAUUGACAUAGGACAGACUGCUUCACCUCGUUUCCUUGAGAAUUCUAUUCCUUUCUGACAUUACAUUAUCUAAAUUUACUUUAAAUCAGUCCACAUUGAGAAUGUAUUUCAUUACAUUCUAAAUUCUUUAGAGCAUUACAUUUCAUGCUUAGUUUUUUCUUUAACAUAAAAUGUUUGGGUCUUUUUGUACCCUCUAGGUUGCUUAUUCGGAAUGCAGUGAAAUUGCUUUCAUUUGCUUUUAAUAUCUCAGGCAUAAUAAUAAUAAUAAUAAUAA
Molecule: messenger RNA, 2478 nt
Organism: Gryllus bimaculatus (two-spotted cricket)
Lineage: Eukaryota; Metazoa; Arthropoda; Insecta; Orthoptera; Gryllidae
Source: the annotation of a GenBank genome assembly